Messenger RNA from Capronia epimyces CBS 606.96, 5475 nucleotides. RefSeq lists its product as uncharacterized. Gene Ontology annotation, cellular component: nuclear pore inner ring. The transcript is spliced from 2 exons. Bases 1 to 5475 code for a protein of 1824 amino acids. Lineage: Eukaryota; Fungi; Ascomycota; Eurotiomycetes; Chaetothyriales; Herpotrichiellaceae. Gene Ontology annotation, molecular function: structural constituent of nuclear pore. The record is from RefSeq and is a predicted model, not a curated record. Gene Ontology annotation, biological process: RNA export from nucleus; protein import into nucleus.
AUGGCGCCCGGGUCGCUAAGCCCUGUUUAUCUUCCAGACCUGGGAAAAUGCCUUGCCGGCGAGCUCCUUCUUCCUUCUUGGGACGAUCUGCUGGAUGCCUUGCUGUCCCACGAUGAGACAAGAUCUGGGCUCGCUGUCGAAAUCCUCUCCGGCGAUCGUCCUAAAAAGGUCUUGUCCGAACUGUUUCCCACGUUUCCACCGCCAUCGCCCUCCUCCAAAACCGCAGUCGAUUCAAUCACCGCCGCGAUCAGUUCUCCAAACCCCCAUUACAGCAUUGACGAAAUCAAGGCGGACGCUCUGUGGCUGAGCCAGCAGGCAAACUUGGACGAGCUGGAGGCAUUGCGCCUGACCGUCUUAGAAUGGCAAUACCGACCAGAGUCACGGCUCAACAAGGGCUAUUCAGAGGCUGAACUCGCUAGCCUAAGAGAGGCUCUGGGAUCCGAUGUUGUCGACAAACAGUUCCAGGUGAAACAAGGCUCAGCCGCAAGAGACGAUGGCUUUUUCGGUAACCAGAGCUCCCGCCGGGCGGGACUGAUAUCUCGGCAUCUGCAGGAACGGGUCGUUGUGUUGCGGACGAGAAGAUCUCUUUUGGAUGCCAGUCUCUUACCCAAGGCUAAAGACAUACCCCUGUGCAAGUUGCAAGAUCUGGCCAAAGGUCUAGCCCCGAAACCAGAUCGCUCCUUGGCUGAUGACCUCGACGCCGGCAUCACUGCAAUACAAGAACAAUCAAGGCGGCUGCAACAGGGCCAGCAAUGGGACGUGGACGAACUACAAAUUCCUCUUCUCAAUGACAUGUCUGAUACGAGUUGUUUGGAGAGCAUAGGCACUAUCCUAGAAAUUUUGUUGUUAAGAGUCAGGAGCUCGAGAGCUACGCCAUCUUCUCACACCCUCUUAUUGUGGUUGCAGCUUAUGGUGUCGCUCGGGUUCUUUGGCCCGUUCACUUCUGAGAACGCGGCGCAGUUGGCCGCCAUCCAGAAAAUACAGUCGAUGGGGUCUCUCGUUACAGCUGCACUUUUCGACCUGGCAUCCUCUGUGGCCACCUUGAAUGAAACUGCACUGUCCAACCAAUCCGUGCGGCCGAAUCGAGAACAGCAGUACUUUUUCGACGCUGAUGCGGUUCAUGAGAUCCACCAGCUCCUUGCUCUCCAAGCUGAAACUGGGAACGUGCAUGCCGGACCGGCCGUGUUGGCAUGGGCGAUUAUGGUCCACCAAAUUCGACUCCUCGCUGCCGCCGUCAAAGAAACGCGUGACAGUCAGCACAUCCAAAAGUCCAGCGAUGGGGUUUCUCUUUUUGACGCUUCAGCGGGCCGACGAAGCUCUGUCAGUAGCAUCGCUUCGUCCCAAGCAAGCAUUUUUGAAGAACUCCUCGAUAAAGUCAUGGCAAGCAACUCGAACGAAGACCCCUCCAGUGUACUGCUCAACACGGUCAUCGGCCAAUGCCAGGUGUUCGACUAUAUUAGUAUUCUUACCAACUCGGCUUCUGUCCCUUCCAGUGUUCUCUCGGCAUAUCAACUACAAACCUUGCAGGAGCUUAUCACGGUAUCUCACUCCUUCUUGGGCUACACUCCGGAGUUGGUGUCGGCUCAGUUGGCAUUGUUGUCCACCAGUUCAGAUGAUGAGCAACAACAAAGACCAUACGACCCUGCGAUUGACUUUGCCGAUGAUGAGUUUUUGCUUGCAGGAUUCUACGACGUUUCUGCAGCACGGUUUCCCUACGAGAGUCUUCCUUUCCUACAGUUUUCCAGGGCUCUCGCGAAAGCAAAAAUAUUCAAUGACCAAGGAAUACACUAUGUUGAGCAUCGCCUGAGAAAGCUGACCUCGUUCACCCAGGCGGCAAUCAAAGGCGUCGAAUACAGGACCAUUCGUGACGACGAGAGUGGCAAUCUUGUGGCUCUCAACAAGCCAGUCAACAUGCUCGACCUCACACAGAACAGGCUAUUGACCUAUACGCAUCAGGAAUCCGAGUCAUCCUCGAUUAUUCCUGCAGAUGCGGAAGGCGAACUCAUCUCAGAUCCCGAUUCGACAUCCAAAGUGAUCAGAUGGCAAUAUGAAUAUUCCGGUCUAGCAUACUUGGGUCAACUUCUAGAAAUACACUACAUGGGUCUGUUGCCCACCGCCUUGUCACCGUUUGAGGAGCCUGAAGCGGUUGUCUCCGAGAUUAUUGGUCUCCUGGCGACUUUGUUGUCCACUAUCCACCAAAGUGCCUCGGAUGGACGAAGCAAAGACCAAGUACGUGAUCACUGCAACAGCGUCUUGAUCGAAGCAAGCAGUCACCUCAGUCACGAGGCAGACGUCGUCGCAUACGUGUUUGAGAUCUUCGAGCAGGAGCUGCAGUCAUUUCGCCGACGGUCAUCUUCAAGCUUCGACCUCCGGAUUCUGCUCUCUUGCUUGGAUUUUAUCAUCGCGCUCACCAACGUGCGGCCACACUUGAUCUGGACCAAUCUCAACCGAACGAGCCUUCUGGGUCGCCAGUCGUCAGCGACGAUUAUUCCUGGGAUUGUGAGCGCGGUGGAGAUUCCUCUACGAAGCUUUGACUUCUUGGAGAGGUGUGCUCGCCUGUACACAGCUCUGGUGCAGCUAGCUCUCACAAACCGAGAUAACACCUUGUCUACAGCCGCUGUGGUGACGGCGCGAAGGCGAUCUGCAUUACCCGCGGGUUGGCAGAUUCAAGGGCCGACAUUGCUGUCCAUGACCGAUAUCAUGUUCAAAGUGUUCCAAGAGAUAUCGGAGUGGGCAUUCCAAUCUCCCGCGCAGCAGCUCCGGAUCAUCACUCUUGUUACGGGAGCAUUCAACGACAUCCUCCGCUACGGAUUUGAUAUCGGUGAUUCAUUGGAUUCUUCAUCCGGCGCGACGGCACUGUUCGCUGAACCGGCACGACUUCUCGCCUCCUCUUUCCGUGCCAGCGGCUCUGACCAUGUCGCCGUGGGUCCAAUAUUGCGCUCCUUUUUCAAGGCUGACGCCUUGGCACACUCUGUUUUGAUUGACGCAGGUGACGUUGAGCGUCACAUUAACCAAUUACUAGCACUGGCCACCGUGAUGGCUCGAUACGGUGAAACUAGACGUCUGCCGCUCUCGUCAGCUGAGCUACACAUUUUCAACGCCAUGCCGUCUUUGGUUCGGAUACUUCAAAUCAAGUCCAAGGUCCGGGUCCAGUGUUUGAAGUUGAUCAGGUCGAUCGUCUCCUACGUCGGUCAACAUGAGCCGUCUUCUCUACUAGGGCACUUGGGCUCCGCUUCUUGCACCGACUUCCUGCAUUUGUUGAAACAUAUUGACCAGGGAUCUCACUCGGGCGAGGAGCGUGCCGAGCUCUGGAAAGUCCUGGCUUUGCUGGUCAAGGACUCCCAGCAGUGGCUGGCCAUGGUGCUUUUGACUGGCGCCGCUCCGGACAGCUCUAGGAAAGCUAAGGAGGAUGCGCCAACGAAGUCUCUCCGAGGGAAGAACUUCCUACAGCUUGCUGUUGACGAACUGGGCCACAUUGAAUCUCUCCCACAACAAGUCGCGGUGGCCAUGCUGGAUUUCGUCUUGGAAGCACAACAGAACUGGCCGUGGGUGGCGAACAACCUUGACUCUUCGCCGGAAUUCUAUAAGAAGGCCAUCACGUACGCCACGCACGGAGAUGCCAGCCGCAGCGACGAAACUGAACUCGCAUAUCAAAAGUUGAUUGCCGCUCUCAUCACUGACCUGUCCAACGCUCACCUUCACCACGCGAAGGCUUCCCGAGACCUCAACGCCAUCAAGACCUUCAUUCCUCUGAUUACUUGGUUGGCCGUGAAUGGUGUCGAAGUUUCGAGCUACAAUGCGUCUCUGCAUUCCAACUUGCGAAGGAACUUUGCUGCCAAGUACAACGGACUGUCAGUUUCCGACAUCAAGCACACAGGAUUGACCGAAACACACUACGGACCUAAUUUCUUCUACGACCUCGAGGUUGCCGACAAACUCUUCACCGACGACGUAUAUUGGCACGGAGAUCGGGGAAGAUCGAGCCAGCAAUCAUUCUCGGCAGAAUUCAGAAGAGCGAACGCAAAUUUGUCUCUGGUGGACUCUGAGCUGAAGCUGUUACUGAGUCUGCAACGUCUGUGUGUCGACCAUUGCAAAUUCUUUGGGCAAGAUCGCGAAAUUCAAAAGAAAAUGGCUUACAUUGUUCAAUGUUGCCUGAGAGCCAAUUGUCAGCUCUACCCUGCCGAAGCCAUUUUCGACUCAGUGUUUCAGACCCGGGCAGAUCUAUCCAUAGUGUUGCUCGGUGAACUGGUUGCAGCGGGUGCGAGAGGUUCAGAGUUUACGGGCUUGUUGAAGCCUUCCUGGGAUGCGGUUCGAUUCAGGAAUGGUUCAUACGAGAAAGCGAUCAUCAACGACGAUCUCACUUACUGGCGGUCGACCCUCUACAUCCUACUCAUGGCUAUUUCGUUCCACGUCAACAAAAAGCGCAGGCCGACCACCGUUCCCGGUACCAGUACUGCCGUUAUCACUCUGGACCACGCGAACACGACGUUUCUGGAGAUCAUGACCCAAAUCGUUGCCGACGGCUUCAAGUCGGUUGUAACGGCACUCCAAGAACAGAAACAGAGCAAGCUGAACACCAAAUCCACCGACACCUCCGAUUCCGUCGGGCCACGCGAUAUGUCUCUUCUGUUGACCCUCGCGCAAGGCAUCUUGCGAUUGCCGACCUUGUCACAAUUCUCUGUAGAGCUCUCUGAAAGAAUUUCUUCUUCCGGUGUCGCCUCAUCGUGCGUCCUGCUCUAUACAUGGUCUCACAUCCUCAUACGGCCCGAGUUUGACAAGGAGCCGCGGUACGGUUUGUUCUCGGUCCAAAUGCUGGCGUCUUUGUCUUCCCUUGCGGGUGUGGCCGAGGAGCUUGCCAUUGAGGGGGUGCUGAGCCGCUUUCUCACCUCGAAGACGACCGACUCUCUUCAACGUGUUCCGGGCGGCGUCUCCCAUGUUGACUCGCGGCCCACUUGUGGUGUUCUCUACAAAAUUUGGGCGACUGGUUUCUUGCCGAUAUGUCUGAACCUCGUGCACGCAGUGGGUGCCGCCAUCGCCCCCGAAAUUUCGUCCUUUUUGAACCAAUUCACCAACCAGCUCGUGCGUGCCAGCACUAGUUUUAUGCUCAGCCCUCAAACCAGAGCGGAUGGAACGGACGUUCUGACUCUCGCAUUGGCGAGCGAGGCGGCGACACUUGCAUUGCUGUCCCGCAUUCUUGCCUCAUAUCGAGAGGCGGGGGCUUCGGCCGCGGUGGACCCGCUAACAAUCCCCCCGUUGAAGGGGUACGACGAGCAUAGGAAAGCCAUCGCCGAGGACAUUCGGGACGUGCUGGCCCUGAAAGAAGUCUCCAGAAGGACCAUGACUGUUCCGACAGAUGAGAGGGAACGAAGUUUGCAGAGCUCGAAGGAAGGUGAUAAGUUGGACAGAAAGAUUGUGAAGGAAUUGAAGAUGGCCCUGGCAGCUUUGGGUCGCGACGAAGACGACGAAGAAAAGUGA